Molecule: messenger RNA, 2416 nt
Organism: Glycine soja
Lineage: Eukaryota; Viridiplantae; Streptophyta; Magnoliopsida; Fabales; Fabaceae
Product: L-type lectin-domain containing receptor kinase S.4-like
Exons: 1
Coding region: 228-2282 (684 amino acids)
Biological process (GO): protein phosphorylation
Cellular component (GO): plasma membrane
Molecular function (GO): protein kinase activity; ATP binding; carbohydrate binding
Source: RefSeq, a predicted model, not a curated record
CUCAUGUGGACGCCGACAGCAACUAGUUGCUGUCUUUGCUUGCUUCGUUCCUGACUUCCUGUUCCUCAGCCGCCCAUCAUUCUCGCCAACACAUUUUUUUCCAUACUCUUUAAAAAACAACAAAUCUAUUUUAUUCAUAGCAAUCAAUAUUUUGAAGCCUCAAGGCUCAAUCAAGCCCCUUGUAAGUUAUACUCAUUCAAAGUCGUUGAUUUUCCACAUCUGAUCUCAUGGCCAACCUCAACAUGCUCCUCCAACAAUUCUUGCAUGUGUUGUUGUUCCUUCUGAUCCCUGUUUCAUCUCAGCCUAACCAGCUCUUCUAUGAUGGAUUCUUGGGAAGCAACAUCAUGUCCCUUAGAGGAGUAGCAGAAAUAGAGUCAAAUGGGAUACUGAAACUCACAGAUGAUUCAAGUAGAGUAGUGGGUCAAGCUUUUUAUCCAACUGGUUUAAGGUUCAAGAACUCUAGUGAUGGUAAAGCUUUCUCCUUUUCUUCUUCUUUUGCUUUGAUUAUAUUCCCUGAGUAUGAAAAGUUAGGAGGGCAUGGUCUUGCUUUUACAAUUGCAUCUUCUAAGAAUCUCAAGGCUCUUCCAAGUCAGUAUCUUGGUCUUCUAAACUCAACUAGCACAGGGAACUCCUCCAACCACCUCUUUGCUGUUGAGUUUGACACUGCCCAAGAUUUUGAGUUUGGGGACAUUGAUGACAACCAUGUUGGAAUUGACAUCAAUAGCUUGGUCUCCAUUGCUUCUGCACCUGUAGGUUACUACACCGGGGGUGAUGAUAAUUCAACCAAACAGAAUCUCACGCUCACAAGUGGGGAACCCAUUAUAGCUUGGGUUGAUUAUGAUGCUUCUCAAAGUAUUGUCAAUGUUACAAUUUCUGAAUCUUCUACCAAACCAAAGAGACCUCUCUUGUCCCAUCAUGUGGACCUUUCACCAAUCUUUGAGGAUUUAAUGUUUGUUGGGUUCUCUGCAUCAACAGGGUUGCUUGCUAGCUCCCAUUACAUCUUGGGUUGGAGCUUCAAGAUCAAUGGACCAGCUCCACCCCUUGAGCUCUCUUCUCUCCCACAGCUUCCAGGCCCAAAGAAGAAACACACAUCUCUGAUAACUGGGGUUUCAAUUUCUGGUUUUCUUGCAUUGUGUGGUUUCUUAUUUGGCAUCUACAUGUACAGGAGGUACAAGAAUGCUGAUGUCAUAGAAGCUUGGGAGCUUGAGAUUGGGCCACAUAGGUACUCCUAUCAAGAGCUCAAGAAAGCAACAAAAGGGUUCAAGGACAAAGAGCUGCUUGGACAAGGUGGGUUUGGUAGUGUUUACAAAGGAACAUUGCCAAAUUCCAAUACCCAAGUUGCUGUUAAGAGAAUUUCACAUGACUCCAAACAAGGCCUUAGGGAAUUUGUGUCAGAAAUAGCCAGCAUAGGCCGGCUUCGCCACCGGAAUUUGGUUCCGUUGCUGGGGUGGUGUCGCCGCCGUGGUGACCUCCUCCUUGUGUAUGAUUUCAUGGAAAAUGGGAGCUUAGAUAAGUACUUGUUUGAUGGGCCAAAAACAAUCUUAAGUUGGGAGCAAAGGUUUAAGGUCAUCAAGGAUGUUGCUUCAGCCCUUUUGUAUCUUCAUGAGGGCUAUGAGCAGGUGGUGAUACAUAGAGAUGUGAAGGCUAGCAAUGUGCUUCUAGAUGGUGGACUCAAUGGAAGAUUAGGAGAUUUUGGAUUAGCAAGGUUGUAUGAACAUGGGGCUAACCCAAGUACCACAAGGGUGGUGGGGACCUUUGGCUAUAUGGCACCUGAGGUGCCUAGGACAGGGAAGUCCACUCCUAACUCAGAUGUUUUUGCAUUUGGUGCACUUUUACUAGAAGUGGCAUGUGGGCUCAGACCACUUGAGCCAAAGGCGUUGCCAGAAGAUGUGGUUUUGGUUGAUUGUGUGUGGAACAAGUACAAACAAGGGAGAAUACUUGAUUUGGUGGAUCCUAAACUAAAUGGUGCUUUUAAUGAAAGAGAGGUUCUCAUGGUGUUGAAAUUGGGAAUUCUAUGUUCAAAUGCCGCACCCGCGGCUAGGCCGAGCAUGAGACAGGUGGUGAGGUUUUUGGAUGGAGAAGUUGGAUUGCCAGAUGAGUUGAGAAAGCCAGAAGAGGUAGGAUAUCAGGAGGGUUUUGAUGAAUUCAUGAACUCACUUGAACCUUCUUCCUUUUAUCAGAUGAGCACAAGUUCCUAUGCUAUAAAGACUGACAUGGAUGCUAGGUUUCCUUUUAUUGAUACAUCACUUUAUACUCUCCAUGCUAGAGGAGAAACAAGGUGAUUAUCUACAUCGUACUUAGAGUUGUACUUUUGAUAGUUGUUUAUUUUAUCAUCUCAUGAUGUCUUAUAAUUGUAGAGAGAAAGUUAUUGUAAUGAUAAAUUUAAUCCCAACAUAGGAAGUUUGUAUUCUAAUUA